AUGUUAGUACUUCCUCUCGAUGGCUGCCACCCCAAACUCCAUCACGAGCGCCUCACUGUGACACAGUUUCCUCUCGACCCAUCAUCUCCUCAAACUAGAAUCAAUGUCCUCCUACAAAGUAAAGAUAAUGAAGUGAUCAACCUUCUAAAUCCAGUAAACAAAACAGAGGACAAAAACACGCACCCCAGACAAAUCAGAGUAAACAAAACAGAGGACAAAAACACGCACCCCAGACAAAUCAGAGGUGGUAUCAGGUGCCUAGGACAAGUAAGUGAUCAACCUUCUAAAUCCAGUAAACAAAACAGAGGACAAAAACACGCACCCCAGACAAAUCAGAGGUGGGAUCAGGUGCUUAGGACACUAAACAAAACAGAGGACAAAAACACGCACCCCGGAGAAAUCAGAGGUGGGAUCAGGUGCCUAGGACACGUAAGUGAUCAACCUUCUAAUCCAGUAAACAAAACAGAGGACAAAAACACGCACCCCAGACAAAUCAGAGGUGGGAUCAGGUGCCUAGGACACGUAAGUGAUCAACCUUCUAAAUCCAGUAAACAAAACAGAGGACAAAAACACGCACCCCAGACAAAUCAGAAGUGGGAUCAGGUGCCUAGGACACUAAACAAAACAGAGGACAAAAACACGCACCCCAGACAAACCAGAGGUGGGAUCAGGUGCCUAGGACAGCCUCUCAUCCCCACCCCCACGCCAUCUCAGCCUCUCAUCCCCACCCCCACUCCAUCUCAGCCUCUCAUCCCCACCCCCACUCCAUCUCAGCCUCUAAUCCCCACACCCACUCCAUCUCAGCCUCUCAUCCCCACCCCCACUCUAUCUCAGCCUCUAAUCCCCACAUCCACUCCAUCUCAGCCUCUAAACCCCACCCCCACUCCAUCUCAGCCUCUAAUCCCCACAUCCACUCCAUCUCAGCCUCUAAACCCCACCCCCACUCCAUCUCAGCCUCUAAUCCCCACAUCCACUCUAUCUCAGCCUCUAAUCCCCACAUCCACUCUAUCUCAGCCUUUAAUCCCCACCCCCACUCUAUCUCAGCCUCUAAUCCCCACCCCCACUCCAUCUCAGCCUCUUAUCCCCACCCCCACUCCAUCUCAGCCUCUAAUCCCCACACCCACUCCAUCACCUCUAUUCCCCACACCCACUCCAUCUCAGCCUCUUAUCCCCACACCCAUUCCAUCUCAGCCUCUAAUCCCUACACACAUUCCAUCUCAGCCUCUAAUCCCCACCCCCACUCCAUCCCCUAACCCCCUCCCAACACAGCCACUCCCUUAUUCCCACCCCAGACCAAACCACCCCAGCCACAAACCCCCAACCCCCUAUCCUACACCCCUCCCCGAAACCCCUUCUCUUUCCAUCAUAACUAAUUUAAAAGAUAAAUCUUCAAAUUCAAGAAGUUACUAA
Molecule: messenger RNA, 1410 nt
Organism: Saccostrea echinata
Lineage: Eukaryota; Metazoa; Mollusca; Bivalvia; Ostreida; Ostreidae
Exons: 7
Coding region: 1-1410 (469 amino acids)
Source: RefSeq, a predicted model, not a curated record